Molecule: messenger RNA, 1474 nt
Organism: Aedes albopictus (Asian tiger mosquito)
Lineage: Eukaryota; Metazoa; Arthropoda; Insecta; Diptera; Culicidae
Product: palmitoyltransferase ZDHHC16
Exons: 6
Coding region: 176-1330 (384 amino acids)
Biological process (GO): protein palmitoylation
Cellular component (GO): Golgi apparatus
Molecular function (GO): palmitoyltransferase activity
Source: RefSeq, a predicted model, not a curated record
UUUUCUCAAAAGCGUUUUUUUCUGGCCAACAAUUUCUAAAAUUUUUAGUUUUGCAAAAAAAUGUGUGAAAAUGAAAUAAAUAGCAAAGUUUUGUGUGUGUAGCAAUAAGCAGUGAUAUUAAGCUUAAAGUCUAGCUAGUUAGUGUUGAGCCAAAGUUAGUAUUAAAGCGCUUAGAAUGAGCCGCAUUCAGUGGCGCCUGAGAGAGUUUCCAAAGAAAUUAGUUAAUUGCAUUCGCUUCCGGUACCACUACUCGCUACAAUGCAUCCGUUCUCUCACGUACAACCACCACAUGAGCCAGUCCUACGCGUCGGACGUUUGCCUGGAGCCGAUCUUUUGGUUCGUGGAUAACUUCACCCAUCUACUUGGACCGUUCUUCGUAUUCGCCGUGGUUUGCCUAACGGCCGCAGUGGUCAUCAUUUGCUACUGGAUCGGACUGCCCUACUGGUGGAAGAAGAGCCCCAACACAACCUACUUUCUGCUGCUGGUGGGCAACUGGUUGCUAGUCAAUGUGGCGUGGAACUUUUACAAGGCGGCUGCGACGUCACCCGGAUAUCCUCCGGAGAAAGAACUGAUCGUAGAAGCCGUAAGCAUCUGCAAAAAAUGCAUCGCCCCGAAACCUCCGCGAACGCAUCAUUGCUCGGUGUGCAAUCGGUGCGUUCUCAAGAUGGAUCAUCACUGCCCUUGGCUCAAUAAUUGCGUAGGAUAUGGCAAUCAUCGGUACUUUUUCCUCUACAUGCUGUACACAACGGUGGGGGUGUUGUUCAUCAUCGUGUUUGGUUUCGAGUUAGGGUACAACGUACUUAUCGUGGGCGAUGGAAUAGGAUGGAACGAGGUGGAACCGCUGCAUGGCCAUCCAGUUCGGUUCAAUUUGUCUGGCCACAUCAUUCCGGUGACUGAAAUGAAUGACUACGAGGACGAUGGGUUGGCGCCCGCCCAACAUGAUCUCCCCAUACCUCAGGAAUACAGCAGCAAUGCGGCAAAGCAUCGAGCCAUCAUAUUCAUGGCCCUGAUCAACGUGGCUACCUUGUUUGCCCUCGGAGCUCUCACCUCGUGGCACAGCUCUCUAAUCACGCGGGGCGAAACCAGUAUUGAGGCACACAUCAACAAGUCGGAAACGAAACGGCUCUCUGCGCUAGGGAAAACCUACCGGAAUCCGUACGAUUUCGGUCCCCGGCGAAAUUGGAGAAUUUUCCUCGGUUUGGUUCGCAAACGGACCUGGUGGCGACAUAUAUUGCUGCCGUCGGGUCACAAACCCGAGGGAAACGGGCUAACCUGGCUGACGGUAAGCGAUUUCGUGGCGAUAGAUGGCACCGAAGAUGAGUGGCCGUAGCUCUACAGUCUAAAAUAUUGGACAUCGGUAAAUGUGAAGUGAUAUCUGAACAAUUCCAGUUUGAAAACGACUAGUCUUACCACUCGAAAGAGUAAGCAUUUCUUAGGCGUAGAAGAUAAGGUGAGUAAAACACUUAGAGCUAAA